Scylla paramamosain (green mud crab) is the source of this 6947-nucleotide messenger RNA. RefSeq names its product LIM/homeobox protein Lhx2-like. Lineage: Eukaryota; Metazoa; Arthropoda; Malacostraca; Decapoda; Portunidae. Gene Ontology annotation, biological process: neuron differentiation; regulation of transcription by RNA polymerase II. Bases 1944 to 2948 code for a protein of 334 amino acids. Gene Ontology annotation, molecular function: DNA-binding transcription factor activity, RNA polymerase II-specific; RNA polymerase II transcription regulatory region sequence-specific DNA binding. The transcript has 6 exons. The record is from RefSeq and is a predicted model, not a curated record. Gene Ontology annotation, cellular component: nucleus.
UCCUUUGAACAUUGUCUCGACUUUUUCCGUCCGUCGCCAACAUCGCUUUGCACUCACAUGCUUCUUUAAUUGGCGGGAACCCGGGACGUGUUCAGCGGCGCUCGGCCGCGUUGUUUGGGGUGACGGGCGGGAGAGGCGGGGCGGGAGGUGUGGUGGUGGCGGGCGGGGUGUACGGCGCCGCCGAGGGCGUGCGGGAUAAUGGUGCGGGCGGCCACGGUCUUGCAGAUAAUUAAGGUAUGGUUUAAUGGCAGCUGGCAACACUCAUCACGCUUGCCGCGGGUGUCGGCGGCGUCGGGCGUCGCGGCAGGCGGGGCCGCGGCCGCCGCUGGCUGGCCAGUCGUUCCUCGUUACCGUCCGCUUGUUGUCCGGUAAUGGACGGUCUGUUCCCACAAUCCCAAAAUUUAUCAGUAAGUGCAGGGCGAGGGAGAGAUAAAAUAAUUAGAUACUGAACUGAGGGACGCGGAGUUCAUAUAUCACUGUGGCCCGGAAGGCCUGGGCCAGGGGGCGGGCCCAGCCGCGCGCCGCCACCCCGCCGGCCAACCAGAUGGCGGGGCGGCGGCUCCCGCCUGCUCGGCCCCGCCCCCACAGAAUCGCCAGCCCAGUGCCUCCGUCGGUAUUACAAAUACUGAAUGAGAUGUGCCAAAGUGAACUCGGGCCGAUGCUAUCCCUUACCGGCGGCAGAUAAUCGAAAAGCGGGACGCGCAGUGCGAAUCUGCCUUAUCGCGCCGGAGAUCUGUGUGGAGGCCAGCCCUGGCAGGAGACGGCGGGCGGACGGGCGCGGCGUGUGGUCGAGUGCACCUGCAGGCAGCGGAAGGGUCACCUGCUCACCGGCGCCUCCCUCGCCCCGCACAGGCCACGUGGAGGAAGAAACACACCUGCCAACACACACCUGCCAACACACACCUGCCAAGACACACCAGCAAGACUCGCCCAGCAGCACACCUGACCACCACUUGACGCGGCAGGACACCUCACCACUUAGACGUUAAUCACACCACGAGAGGAGAGGAAGAAAACCGAAGCUUCCAUUGACAAGGACAAUAAAAACAAAAAGCAACAAUAUCUCGUCUCACGGAAGGAUCGCAAAGUUACAAUACGUGCAAAAAAUAAGACAAAAACAAUAACAAAACGAUCCCAAAGUUCAUCUAGUCUUCUGGCAAGUAGGAGUAAACACAACAAGUACAAAGAGAAGUACUUACCGUCAGCAAGGGAAGUAAAACAGCCUUUAUUCUCUUCGCCACCACCACGAGGAGUCUUUGAGGAGUCCACAAGUCUGUAAGUAAAUAAAGGAUUUCAAAAUAUCUUCCCGGAGUUUCAAAGAGGAUCUACUUCACAUAUCCUCAAGAUAAAGGGUCAAAGAAAGGGACUUUAAAAGCUCUUCUUGAAACUGUAAGAGGGAAUACACGGAAAAGAGACUGCGGUUCCCACUCACAGGAAGGAAGACUUUAAAUGUAAGUAGUGACACAAAGGAACACAUUACCAUAAGGUAUUUUGGACAACUGAGACUCCCUGUGGAGGAAACUUAAAAUAUUCAAUACCUGAAGGACUUUCAAAGGAAAUCAAGUACCAUAACAGAGAAGGGGAUAAACACUUGGAGGAACUGAAGGAUAGUACAACAUCCUACGUGAGGAAAUAAAAGAAGAAAACGAAACUACUAAAAGACAACAAACACGUCGGAACCUGGAAAAUAAACUGAACAAGAGAGAGAGAGAGAGGGAAACUCAAACAAACCAAAGAAUCACAACCAAAAAAACAACCAAACCUUAAAAACAGAAGAAAAAUCAAAGAACCCUUGAAAAAUCACCCAAAAACCCAGAAAUUAGACGCACUAUUAAAAAAAAAAAACUAAGAAACAAAAACAAAAACAACAGAGGACCCAAGAAUCACCCUAAGGCACGCCAGAAUCUAAAGAGCCAAGCGUUCAAGAGCCAGAGUCCGUAAAGAUGCUGGACAGACAGGAGGAGCCACACAGUCAGGAGGAGGCGGUGUGCGUGGGGUGUGGCGUCAGGAUCACGGAGCGCUGGUUCUCCAAGACGCAGGAGGGGGUGUGGCACAGUGCCUGCCUGAGGUGCUGGGAAUGCCAUCAGCCCCUCGAGGAGAAAUGCUUCGCCAAACACGGUCACCUCUACUGCCGGGAGGACUACUUCAGGAUAUUCGGGUGUGGGCGGUGCGGGCGCUGCAACCUGGACAUCGCGCCCCAGGAACUCGUCAUGCGCGCCCGCCACCAUGUCUUUCACCUCCACUGCUUUACCUGCGCCUCCUGCCACCAACAACUACACAAAGGUGACCACUUCGGCAUGCGGGAGGGCGCCGUGUACUGCCGUGUCCACUACGAACUCAUACUCCAAUCGGAAGCUGAAAUGGAGGCGGUGGGCGUGUCCUCCGGUAUGUCCUUCCCGCCCCUCUCCCCAGCCACGCCCCGCCUCGCCUUCUACAAUGGGGUGGGGGCGGCGCAGAAGGGAAGACCAAGGAAGAGGAAGCCCAAUGAGGAUAUGCCGCCCCUCACGCCCCUUACUCCUGGCAUGGAACUGGUGUCGGGGGGAGAGAUGUCCAUGGAGGCUUACAGGUACGACCCUCAGCCGCCAGGACAGACCAGAACCAAACGCAUGAGAACCUCCUUCAAGCACCACCAGCUGAGAACCAUGAAGUCCUAUUUUAACUUGAACCAGAAUCCAGACGCCAAGGACCUCAAACAGCUGGCCCAGAAGACAGGGCUAUCUAAGAGAGUACUACAGGUGUGGUUCCAAAACGCGAGGGCCAAGUGGCGGAGGAACCUUCUGAAGCAGGAGCAGGAGCGGCACGUUGGCGAUAAGAUGAAGGACCAGAGCAGCCUGCUGACCGACCUGCGACCUGUGGAGUCCCUCGGUCCAGGCCUCACGGACCUCUACGCCAUGUCCUCGGGGGAUGAAGGAAGCCAGUCCCUCCAGUUCACAGAUAUGUGCCAGUAGAAAGGGCGCGGGCAAGACGUAGGGAAGUCAUGCGGUGACGGAAGGAUGUCUGAUAGCCUUUGGACACCGGUACUUCGUAGGACUCAAGGGCAGUCUGUAUCCCGAGUCCUACUGCCCUCCUACACUGAUUCCUUCCUGUCUUGCGAGGAUGUGAGGGCAUGCAGCGGGAGUAAAGAUAGGCACUGUAUGGCCAGGGCGCGGAGCGGGGAGAGUCCUUCAGUGAGAGGUGAGAUGAAGGAGCUUUAGGCACACACACACACACACACACACACACACACACACACACACACACACACACACACACACACACACACACACACGUCUACAGCGCCUCCAUCUGUAGCAUCCUUGAAACGAGGCACCCACAUAAACACCCACCACACACACACACACACACACACACACACACACACACACACACACACACACACACACACACACACACACACACACACACACACACACACACGUCUCGUUCCUCCACGUCGGUGUUGCUGUAAAAAAUAAACAAGUCGAGGACACAUAAGUCAACUUGCUACUCAGUCAGUCAGUCAGUCAGUCAGUCCCUCGACCUUUGUGUACAGACUCAUUUCCUUUUCAUUUCUUAUCGUUACCGUCGUAGUUCAGUGUUGUAGACCAAAACAGAGGAAAGAAUUUAUCGGCGAAAUGUGUAUGCAUGUAGAGCGAAUCAGUCCCAGCCCCCUAAACCUUCACACUUUCUUCUUUUCUUUCUUUUUUUCUUUUUCUUUCCUUCUUUCUUUUCUUUCUUCCCCCAAUGUUCAUUUCCUCGGAUGUUACGAACGGAAAAGGUGAUAAAUGUGUACUAGGUGACUGUAUGAGUGUGGGUAUACAUCUCCAUUCAUCUCUCUCUCUCUCUCUCUCUCUCUCUCGCCAUAUCCCUGCCACGCCUCUGCCUCGCCUCAGCCUCUCUCCUCCACGUCCCACGUCAGGUAAUCACCAUAACGUUCCUGGAGUGACAAGUACAUAAUGCCGCUGUUGUGUGAGAAAGCACGUUCCAUUGCCACAACUCUCUCUCACUCUCUCUCUCUCUCUCUCUGUCUCUCUCUGGUAACGAUGGUUGUACAUAUCAAAGCCACGACAAAUCCGGCUAGGUUUUCCGGCGACAAGGAGCGAAGGAGUCAAACAAAUGCCACUCCUGUCUUUUUCUGAAUCCAGGGCGCUGACAGGUAAGAUCCCUCACUGCCGGGAACACCUGAGCAUCGCCACUCACUAAUAUGCAGGUGAUAGGGAAGGUGAGAAGGGAGGGAAACUAAAGCGGGUGAAUUCACGAUUUUAUAGCGACAAAUUACAAGUUUCCGAGUGAGUUCUUAAAAUUAAAACAUUCGUGGCGAGGUCUUGACAACUGGCGGGCGAGACUGAGGAUACUGUGCUUGAAAAUUGAGUUCCAGCGCCGCAACAAAAGUCAUAAUCGCUGACUAGGGUUAAAAGCGCUACAUCUCCCACCGACAAAUCUCAAUGGGCCGGAAUCGAACUUGAAACCUUUAAAACGAAGCAAGCAUUGUACCACCGAGCCACCGAAGAUACGCAACUAUACUAGAUGGAGGUGCUGAUAUUUUACUUGGAUGAGUUUUAUAAGCUCUCUAAAGUUGAAGAGAAAUUUAAGUGAGUGUGGUUUGCAAUUAUGCCGCGAUUUAUUCUUUGGUUUGUAUUCAGCGGCGUGUUGAGAAGGGAGACACUGAAGAGGAUGUUGCUGUGUUAAAGAAAGGGCAAUGAGUUAACCUUCUGACCGCUAUUUGGUACAUUUCUCCUUAAUUACUAGCCACUCCGAGACACCUUUACUAGUUUUACAGCCACCUGCAAUAUUUAAACUGGGUAAAAUUGCAAAAUACAUUCUUUUUCACCCCUAACUUUCUUGUACAUGCUUAUAAAGAUCUCGCGCAUUGUUUGUGGUUCUGUUAAUUGUUUCGUGGCGCAGUGAAAGGGUUGAAAAGUAACUGAGGGUACCUGUACUCGAGUACCAUAUAUUUGCGGUACAUUUAACGGUACUUAAAUUCAAUGGUAUAAUAUAUUAACAAAUCCUUCAUCUUUCCUGGCACUCGCUGGCUUCUCGCACCUCCAGGACCCUUUGUCUGCGUCGCCUUCACGAGUCUUCGUUAAUAUGCACUCGAAAAACUACAAAAUUUCCUGCAAUGUUUUGAUCAUAACACUUCGAUUUUCUAUUUUUAUGUGAACCUCUGACUUUCCAUCACUUCAAUAUUCUCGCCGCCGCAAACUCAGUCUCUGCUUCGGGUACUUGGAAAUUCCUGAACUCCUGUUUCUGGGAAUUUGAACUCGACGUUUUUUUGGAACACUCGAAACUUCUUGAACUCUGCUUUCCGAGUUUUUUUUUUUUUUUUUCGGAAUACGUGGAAAAUAUUGUCCCUGUGUUGAUUUUGAAUUUCGGACUUUUAUUUUGCUGAUUAUUCACGAUUUAAGUUGCCUUUCGAUUUACGUUUAUUGUGGGACUCUAAAGAUGGCGUCACCUUCAUAACAGACCUCACGGCGUGGCUCUCAAGUGUUCCUGUGGUGAAGAUGCCGUGUCUUUCUGUUGCUGCGAUGGGGAAGGAAAAAAAAAAAAAUACCAGCGUGACAUUUGAUUCCUCAUUGCACCGCCUGACAAAAAAAAAAAAAAAAUAAUAAUAAUAAUAACAAGAUAAUAAUGAAAUCUAACAACACACACGAUCAUUCUUCCACUUUUUCAAGAGAGAUGUAGACCGCCUUCAGAAAACCAAAAAGGACGUUCUUGAUUGAGUCCUCGCUGAGUUCCAUCCCAUUACACACGCGGUAAGACUUCCCUCACCGCCCUCCUUUAGCGUCACAUAACCUCAUUGUAGCGGCGAAAUUAACUCAGUCAACUCAAUCUAUCCUUCUUCCCUUCUUCCACCUCGAGGCAGCGCAGGUGUUCCCAGGUAACUCAAGGUAAUCAGCAAAGCGUUCACCUGCACCCAUGCCGUCAAAAAUAUAAUCUCCAUUUCUCUUUUUUGCGUCCAUGCUAAAGGUGUGAUUAUUCUCGUUUCCCUAAGGAUUUAAUAUUGAUUUUAUAGAGUGAAAGCAUUAUUAUACUAUUUAUUUUCUAUUUAUUUUGAAUGUUGAGGAAAAAAAUAUAUAUACAGGCUUGUGACGCAUGAUUUUAUAUUGGGAUGAAAAAGCUGUUGUUGUGAAUAAGGGUUUAAUGUGGCUGGAUUCCAUUUAAACCAACUAUAGAGGAUCUGAAACUGUUCCAUCCUCUAUACUUAGAUUCCAACACCAAUGCCUACAGGGUUGAGAGUCAUGUGUCUAUUAUGUAUUCAGAAAUAAAGUGACCUCGUUAUUAUUUCCCUUGUAAAGAAGAUAUCUGUGUAUAGGGAAAAAUAGGAGUGUCCGUAUGUCACUUACACACACACACACACACACACACACACAAUUCUCAGCACUAUCACCACACCACAGCCAACCGCAUUCCAUCACCAAACCAGCGCACCACACUUCACACACCACAAACACACUACCACACAAACCCAACACACACACACACACACACACACACCACUAUACACACUGUGACAAACAUACCAAGACAAACACACCACCACAAACACAAACACACCAAUACAUAAACAACCACAGCAAGACGAAUUUUGUUGUUAUUGAUCAGCUGUUUUUUGUUUACUUUCUCGGCGCCGGACACGUGUUUUUCUUCCUUCCUUCCCUCCCUCCCUCCCUGCAUCACGGGCGCUGUGUUCUCUAGUCAUUUAGUAACUAAUUUGCCAAAGUAAAUGUUAGAGAGAUACGUAUAUAUAUAUUAUUUCUUGUUAUUAGUCAGUUCCUACACACACACACACACACACACACACACACACACACACACACACACACACACACACACACACACACAUCUUUACGUUUGUUUGUUUAUUUGUUUGUUUGUUUGUGUAGUGUGUAUGAUUAUGAGGUAUCAGGCUGCGUGUAUGAGUAAGGCAGUGUACCAAAGAUUUGUAUAUUAAUAAAAUUGUCCCUUUA